This is a messenger RNA of Tetrahymena thermophila SB210, 1767 nucleotides long. RefSeq lists its product as hypothetical. The transcript has 12 exons. The record is from RefSeq and is a predicted model, not a curated record. Lineage: Eukaryota; Ciliophora; Oligohymenophorea; Hymenostomatida; Tetrahymenidae.
AUGUAUUGGCUAUUAAUAAUUUGUAAAUAGAGCAAAUAGGUGCUGAAUGAAUUUGAUUAAUCUACAGUUUUAAUUUGUUAUAAUAUUCAAUAAACUAUCAAAACAAUUAGAUAUAUUCAAAAAAAUAAUUCUUUUAAAGGAAGAAAAAUUAUUUAAUAAAUGAAUAAUUAAAGAACUCAUACGAGUGGCUCUUAAAGGAGUGAAGCUAGCGAUAAAAAAAUAUAAUUGCCAAAAAUCAAAAAGACAAUAGGUGAAAAACAAAUUAUGUAAAUUGAUGGUUAACUGGAAGAUAAUCCAUUUUAUGUGCCAGAAGAUUAUGAAAUUCUUAAAAUGAAAGAAGAAGAAAAGUUAAAUAGAUUAAAGGAAAGAGCAUAAAAUCAAAAACUUAAAAUAUGGGAAAAAGGAAUUAAAAGCAAAGGAAAAUACACAGUAAGUUCUAUAAACGAAUAAUAUAAGAUAGAUGAAGAAGCAGAGGAUGAAUAUGCGAAAUUGAAUAUUGUUGAUGCUGCUAAGAAUGCUAUGAAAAAUAGAGUAAGACAAAAAGAACCCAUGCACCAGUUUAUUGAUAAAAAGAGAGAAAUGCUUUUAUUUUAAAUGUUAAUAGACCACAAAAAGAACUAAAUUAAUGAGUUCGAAGAAUUAACUCGUCUUCAUAAAAAGGGUUUAGAAAAAUCUGAAUAAAUGCUUGAAGAAGAUAUUGAGGCAUUCAAUAAAUUUUUAGAAGAAAAUAAAAAUAAUUCAAGAUAAGCCAUCAAGGCUGCUGAAGAUGAAACUAAGAAGAAACAAGAGAAAUAGUUUGAAAUAAAGUAACUCAAUGAAUUGCGUUCAGAUUUGCAAACAAAGAUAUCUCAAAAAGCUGAAAACUUAGAUGAAUUUUGGGGAUAUAAAAAGUUCUUAGAUAAAAUAACUCCAAAAGAAUUUAUUGAAGUGUUAGAAAGAAAGAGAAAGAAUAAAAAGGACAACACUAAGAAAAAAACAUAAGAUUCAACAAGCUAUAAAAAAUUAGUUGAUACUUAUAAUAUCACCAUUCAUUAGGAUAUCUUGGAAAUAUUAGAUGAUAGUGAUGAAGAAUUCGAACCUUAUUUUAAAAAACCAGAAUAGUUGGAAUAAAUAUUUAUUGACUUACAAGAAAAAAAUUUAUCUCUGAUCCAAAACACUUAGGAAAGAGAAUAAUAAGCUGAAGAAAUCAAACACAUAUUUUUAUAAAAAUAAAAAAUGCUCAACGAAGAAAAGCAAAAUAUAAUCAAAGCUAAAAAUGACUUACUUAAAAACUUAGAUAAUGUAAAUGAACAAAUCAAACAUUUAAAGUAAGUAAAAAAUGAUAAUCAAACACCUUCACAAUUACUCUAAAUAAACUAGGAAAUAUUGAAAAUUUAUAAAAAUGAUCCUAUCUCAUAAGAAAAAGGAGUAGAUAUUAGAAAGGAUAUAAUGGGAAUAGAAAUUAUUAAGGAAAUGGAACUUAAGUUAGAAAGCUUGUUAGAUUAAUUAAAGUAAGAAAGAGCUAAAAACGAAUAAAGGCUAUAAAAUGCAGAGAAAUAAUCAACAUAGGAAAGAAGAGACGAAAUUAAAAAAAGUAAACAAGAAUAAGAAAAUAAAAAUAUGCAGCUAAGAUAACAAGUUUUAGCCUAACCUAAAAAAGAGAAAAGAUAUGGAAGACCUAUUAUGGAGAGGAUGCUCCCUUAAAAAAAAAUUAUAGAAGAAAAACAAGAAGAAGAGGAAUCAGAAUAAGAAAGAGAUUACAGAAAAUACUUGCCAGAUAACUACUGA